CUGUCCACGCCCUUCGAGUACAUGGUGCUGCUGACUAUUAUCGCCAACUGUAUAGUUCUGGCUCUGGAGGAACAUCUGCCCAUGCAGGACAAGACGCCGCUAGCCUUGCAGUUGGACGAGACAGAAGUGUACUUUUUAGGAAUAUUCUGUGUAGAAGCAUUUCUCAAGAUAGUAGCAUUAGGAUUUUGUUUACACAAAAAGUCUUAUUUAAGAAAUAUUUGGAACAUCAUGGAUUUUAUAGUAGUAGUUACUGGGUUUAUCACCUUGUUUGCCUCCAGUGGGUCUUCUGGUACAUUCGACCUUCGCACUUUGCGUGCGGUCAGAGUGCUUCGACCUCUCAAGCUGGUGUCUGGAAUUCCCAGCCUCCAGGUGGUGCUCAAGUCGAUCAUCCGAGCGAUGGCACCUUUAUUGCAGGUCUGCCUCCUCGUUCUCUUCGCCAUUGUCAUCUUUGCAAUCAUUGGCCUUGAGUUUUAUGUUGGUGCAUUUAAGAAUGCUUGCUACAAAGUGGGCUCUAGUGAGCGCACUGAAGAUAAUAUAGACACUGGAGAUGAAGAAGACAUACGUCCAUGUAAUGAUCAAGGGACAUAUAGUUCAUUUAUUUGCCAGCAAAAUAUUUCAACUUGUUUGCCUAACUGGAAGGGCCCCAAUGAUGGUAUAACAAGUUUUAAUAAUAUUGGCUUUGCAAUGCUGACUGUGUUUCAGUGUAUCACAAUGGAAGGCUGGACCAAUGUCUUAUAUUAUACAAAUGAUGCCUUAGGAAGCUAUUUCAACUUUUUAUACUUUAUUCCACUCAUCAUACUUGGGUCAUUCUUCAUGCUAAAUCUAGUUUUAGGUGUGCUUAGUGGAGAAUUUGCCAAAGAGAGAGAAAGAGUAGAAAACCGCAGAGCCUUCUUCAAACUUCGUAGGCAGCAGCAAAUUGAAAGAGAGCUAAAUGGCUACCUGGAAUGGAUAUGUAAAGCUGAGGAAGUGAUUCUUAGUGAAGAAAGAACAACAGAUGAGGAAAAACUAAAAAUUAUUGAAGCUCGCAGGCAGGCAGCAGCUAGGAAAAUGAAACAGCUAAAAGGGAACGACACAGAGAAUGAGAAUGAUCAAAAUGAAGAUGAAUUGUUGGCCGCAAUGGCACCAGGCAAUUCCUUUACAAAAAACUUGAAGAAAAGAAAAACAGGGAAGUGUGCCUCAUUCUGGAGAGCAGAGAAAAGGUUUAGGUACUCCAUACGUCGUCUAGUCAAGAGUCAACUUUUUUAUUGGAUAGUCAUCGUUCUAGUAUUUCUCAACACUGUAUCAGUGGCGUCAGAACAUUACAAACAGCCAGAGUGGCAUGUUCAGUUUCUAUACAUUACAGAAUAUGCUUUCCUGGGACUGUUCAUUUUUGAGAUGUCAAUAAAAAUGUAUGCUUUAGGAGUACGAAUGUAUUUUCAAUCGUCUUUCAAUAUAUUUGAUUGUGUGGUUAUAGUAGGCAGUAUAAUUGAAGUCAUAUGGUCUGAAUUUAAAAAAGGAUCUUCAUUUGGUAUUAGUGUGCUCAGGGCCCUCCGUUUGCUCAGGAUAUUUAAAGUGACUAGAUACUGGUCUUCAUUGAGAAACCUGGUGAUAUCUCUGUUGAGCAGUAUGAGAUCAAUUCUCAGUCUCUUGUUUCUACUCUUCCUCUUCAUCAUAGUGUUUGCACUUUUGGGCAUGCAACUCUUUGGAGGAGAAAUGAACUUUGAAGAAGGUCGACCCUCUGCCCACUUUGAUACAUUCCCUAUUGCUUUGCUCACAGUGUUCCAGAUAUUAACAGGAGAAGAUUGGAAUGAAGUCAUGUACAAUGGUAUCAAAGCCCAUGGUGGUAUAGAGGAAGGAGGAAUGUUCUUUUCUGCAUACUUUAUAGUCCUUGUGCUGUUUGGUAACUACACUCUGCUGAAUGUGUUCUUGGCCAUCGCAGUAGACAAUCUGGCAAAUGCCCAGGAGCUUACGGCUGCAGAAGAAGAACAGGAAGAAGAAGAAGCAGUACGACGAGAGGAAAUUGAGAAAGAAAUGGCAGAGCAAUUUGCUGCCCAAGGGAGACCACCUUUGGUCAACAUCUGCCCACCAUCUCCACAGAACAAUGAAGAGAACAAGACUGCAAAUUUUAACUACAUCAAUUUCAGUGCGGGCAACAGAGUAGAUAUCAAUCUGAGCCAGAACAACUUGAAGGACAACCGAGAUAAAAAGAUAACCGUGGAUAAUGUUGAUACUGUUACCAAGACUUCAUCCGUUACAAUGCCCUUGGCCAAUAAUACAGAAGAUGACAUGUCUGAUACAGUAAAUCGGAGGGGGAAGCCUGCUGAUCAAGGAGUCAAGUCCAACUUUAAAGCCAGGUUUUAUAAAGCUAUCAAUAUGUUCAGUGGUGAAAAAACCAGUACAACCAGCAGUGGUACAGCUGAUGUGCAGCCAAGGUCCAGCAGCCAGAAUGAAAACGCAGGAUUCCAAGGGCCUAAACCCAUGUUACCUUACAGCUCCAUGUUUAUAUUUGGCCCCACCAAUCCAGUUCGACGUUUCUGCCACUUUGUGGUAAACCUGCGAUACUUUGACCUGUUCAUCAUGAUAGUCAUAUGUGCCAGCUCUGUAGCUCUGGCAGCAGAAGAUCCUGUCAUAGAAAACUCUUACAGGAACAAGAUCCUCAACUACUUUGAUUUUGUCUUCACUGGUGUAUUUACCAUUGAGUUACUCUUGAAGAUAGUAGAUCAAGGAAUAUUCCUCCACCCUGGCUCAUAUAUACGAGAUCUCUGGAACAUCCUGGAUGCCACUGUUGUUAUUUGUGCCCUUGUAGCUUUUGUUUUCAAUGACAGUGCUGGUAAAAAUCUGAAUACAAUAAAAUCCUUGCGAGUGUUGAGAGUACUGAGACCAUUAAAAACAAUCAACAGGGUACCCAAGCUGAAGGCUGUGUUUGACUGCGUGGUGAACUCCUUGAAGAAUGUCUCCAACAUUCUUAUAGUGUACAUCCUCUUCCAGUUCAUCUUUGCUGUCAUUGCUGUUCAGCUGUUUAAGGGCAGGUUUUUCUACUGUACUGAUGAAUCAAAGUCCACACGCGAUGAGUGUCAGGGCCAGUUUUUUGAGUAUGAUGGCAACUCCAAUGAACCAACUGUAAAAGAUAGGGAGUGGCUGCGUCAAGAUUUUCACUAUGACAACAUAAUGAUGGCUAUGCUCACCUUAUUCACUGUGACGACAGGAGAGGGAUGGCCUAGUGUUUUAAAGCAUUCAAUGGACUCAACCUAUGAAGACAGGGGACCUAAGCCAGUUUACAGAAUGGAAAUGUCACUUUUCUAUGUUGUCUUCUUCAUUGUCUUCCCUUUCUUCUUUGUCAACAUCUUUGUUGCUCUUAUCAUCAUUACUUUCCAAGAGCAAGGUGAAAAUGAACUUAUUGAUCAGGAGAUGGAUAAAAAUCAGAAACAGUGCAUAGAAUUCGCAAUCAAUGCCAAACCACAUUGCCGCUUCAUCCCAAAAAACAAAAACUCCAUCAAGUACAAAAUUUGGCAGAUGGUUCAGUCUUCAAAAUUUGAAUAUUUUAUAAUGAUUCUUAUUGCACUAAACACUAUUGUCUUGAUGAUGAAGUAUGAAGGUCAGUCGGAACUAUAUAAAUGCGUUCUUAAAAGGCUAAAUGAGGGGUUCACUGCUUUUUUCAGUCUUGAGUGUAUUCUCAAGAUUAUUGGCCUUGGGCCAAGGAAUUACUUUUACGACCCAUGGAAUGUGUUUGACUUUACUACAGUUGUCGGUAGCAUUAUAGAUGUGUUCAUCACUGAAUUCAUUAAAAGCCCGUACAGUUUUGGAGUUUUCCGACUGUUUAGGGCAGCUAGAUUAGUAAAACUACUUCGUCAGGGGUAUACAAUCAGAUUACUGCUGUGGACAUUCUUCCAGUCAUUCAAGGCCUUGCCUUAUGUAUGUCUUCUUAUUCUCAUGCUGUUUUUUAUCUAUGCCAUUAUUGGAAUGCAAGUGUUUGGAAGUAUUAAGCUGGACUCCAAAACAUCCAUCAAUCGGCACAACAAUUUCCGUUCAUUUUUUUCUGCAUUAAUAUUGCUAUUCAGAUGUGCAACAGGAGAAGCAUGGCAACAGAUCAUGCAGUCCUGUCUGGCUAAUCAGCCAUGUGAUCCAGAAUCUAUAGGACCUGAAGACCCUCCGGAUCAGGCUGAGUCGGGAUGUGGCACCAAUAUUGCCUAUAUGUACUUUGUUUCAUUUAUAUUCUUGUGCUCAUUUUUGAUGCUCAACCUCUUUGUUGCUGUAAUUAUGGACAACUUUGACUAUUUGACAAGAGACUCAUCCAUUUUAGGCCCUCAUCAUUUGGAUGAAUAUGUUAGGGUCUGGUCAUUGUAUGACCCCAAAGCUUCGGGAAGAAUCCAUUACACAGAUAUGUAUGAAAUGUUAAGAAACAUGGAGCCUCCUGUAGGCUUUGGUAAAAAGUGUCCUUACAAACUGGCCUAUAGGAAACUUAUUCGAAUGAAUAUGCCAGUAGCAGAAGAUGGAACAGUCCAUUUUACAACAACAUUAUUUGCACUAAUUAGAGAGUGUCUAAUUAUCAAAAUGGGGCCAGCUGAAAUAAUGGACAGAAGGGAUGAAGAGAUGAGAGAGGGAAUUCGCAAACUUUGGCCAGUUCACGGCAAAAAAAUGAUGGACCUUCUAAUGCCACCAAGUGAUGAACUGGAUGAGGGGAAAAUGUCUGUAGGAAAAAUCUAUGCAGGUUUGCUGAUCUCUGAGAACUGGAAAGCAUACAAAGCAAGCCAGAAUGCCUCCAACAACUUUAAAAUGAACCAUCACGAAAAGCGACCAUCUUUAUUCAGACGGCUGAUGGGUGGAAUGAGAACAUCCUCGGCCAGGUCAAGCCAGUCUCUGGACUCUGAACAUUCUGAUGACAAUGAUGGUGGUGGUGGAGGGGGUGGAGGAGGAGGUGGCGGUGGAGCUGGUGGAGGUGGUGGGAUGGGCAGUGGAGGGGGUGGCACUAGCGGAGGACAAAGUAUUGACAAGGGAGAUGACUGGAACCAACCUCGUUCUUUCAGUUUUCUUAGGAGGAAUAGCAGCAAAAGAAGGAAGGGAGGUGACCCAGGGGAUAACUCUAAUACGCAGAGUAUGGAGCUUAAAGACAUCCCAAGUGUCUCAACACAAAAUGUGAAUGGCAGUGAACAUUCACUCAUAGCUCAAGCAGCCAAUGAAAUCACAGCAUCGUUGUCCAAACUGAACGAGCCCAGCACUGAUUUUUCUGGAGGACUUAGACCGGAGCAUGCUUCAGCACUGACAGGCCGGGGUGACAGAGCUGGUGCAAGAUCACCCUCCCUGCCACAAACACCACUGUCUCCGAGGUCACCCCUGGGGGCACAGAGCCCCUUCAGCUCCCCCAGGGCGUCCCCUAUACCCUCCAGACGGUCGCCCUCACCUCGUAGGUUUGAUGUUGGUUUUGCUUCUGCUGUAGCUAAUCUCUGUGAGCAAGCUCACACUAUUGCAGACCAGGAUAGACAAAAGAGAUAUGGUAUGAAAACAGAAGACAGUAUAACGUCAUCGUCUCCAACCUUCAGAGGUAGAUCUAGGCAGAGGUCAAGGCCACCAUUGCAGGCUCAGUCUCCUGUCCUGGGGUCACCUCUGCCCAGUCCAGCUCAGCCUCGUGUCAGGAUAGGAGGUGAAUCUGGCUUCUACCGGUCAACCUCUCUGGAGACCAGAUCCCGGAGCCCCUCUCCCAAUCUGACAGCCUCUCCCCCGCCUAGAAGUGGAUCGACCAGUCUUGUUCAACGCUCCAGAUCCCCGUCGCCCUCAAUGGCGGCUGCCAGCCCACCAAUGUCGAACCGGGCACACCGGCGACUACCGAUGGCACCGUCAUCGAACAGCAGCAGUGGAAGCACGACGACGACGUCGCCGGCCAAGCCAGUUUCUCUCAACCUGUCGGAGCCUCGUUACCGAGACAACAUAGCAACCAAAGAUACCCUGCCUGUCCGUGGCGCUGUCUCGCCCCCUGGUCGAGGGAAUAUAAACUUCCCCAGACUAAACGCAUCACCGACACGUGUUCCUAAACUCAACAUCCCUGUUUCAGCCACAUCCUCCAUUGCUGCUGCAUCACCCCUUCCUAAGCAUCACCGCCACGCCCCUCCACCAGGGAGGCUAGGCAGACCUGAGCCAUAUAGUCCUACAGAAAGAAACAAUUUGAAUAAAAGUUCUGACCCUUCAAGGUCUAGCACCCUCCCGGGCGCGCACAGAACUAGUAGUUACCCCCGAGAUGAUUCGAACUGGGGUUCUAAUGAAGGGGGUAGAGACUCACGGUCCUUGCCUCGGCCGUCUCCUCGACCGUCAUCCAGGUCGCCUGACCCACGAGCCGCUGAGAGUGGACGACAAGACCACAGAUUUAUGGCAGCCAGCCAACAAGAGGGGAGCCCUGCACGCGGGAGCAGAUCAAGGGGAGGAAUUCUACCAAACGGUUUCAAGCACAAGGGACGUAAGCCAGAGAAAUAUGAAAUGAGGAGCGACAGCCACACAGCGCUUCAAGAGGACUCAGAUGAAGACGAUGAUGACUGGUGUUGAUACAUGUGGAUAUUUAACCAUUCUUCCCUCCCCUCAUUAACCAUCAUGCUCUAUAAAACACCAAAUGGUUUUUUUGUGAGAUUGAGUCCUUGUCAUUUCUUGCAGCACUGGUUCUUAUAAAUAGACUUUAUUUGUAAUUUCCUUUUACUAUCAAACUGCACGGUUUUGUAAAUCAAUGAAUAGUUUAUCUGUUUGAAAAUACCAAUUUGUUGAUGUUGCUUUUGAAUUUAGUUGACUUCCUAUCCAUCAUUGCUGUCAGUCACAAAAAUGUUUAAGUAUUUCACCGAUGCAUUACACUUUGCUACUUUUACAUUUUUUUUUACUUAUACAAACUAGCCAAAGUGAGUAGUGAAUGAAUAAUCUUUUAUGUGAACUCAUGUUCAGUCUAUUGGCUGUACUGCCUAUGGGUUGUCCUGUUUGUAAGCUGUCCUGUAAAGUAUUCCAUACUGCAAGAAUACUAUUCAUGAGAUAGAUUUACAUUAGUUUGAAAUAAGAGCAUAGUCUAACUACCAUGAAUUUUACCUUUAGUACCUGUAAUCUAAUGUGUAGCCGAACUGAUUACAUUUUUUUUCCUAGUUAUAAAAUAUUGUGAUUUGGAUUUUUUUAAACUUAUUGCAGUAUGGAAAUGGAUUGUUCUGUGAUGAAGAAUAUUGAAUGGGUUUUUUUCCAACUUUUUAAUAAUUUUGGAAUAAGAAACAGAUGCUUAACAAGCUCUAUAUUUCUUUUUAAACCAUUCUAAAAAUGACUAAAUAGGACUUCAAAAAUCUUAAAUAGAUAAGUAAAUUGUUCAUUUUAUAACUAAUGAUAAUAAGAAAUAGGGGGGGGGGGAUUUUUUGUAUCAACUGAUACAUUCAAGUUUAAUAUAAAAAGAAAAGGAUGUAACAUUAAUAUUACUGAGAUAAUCAAGUAGUCUGGUUUAUUUAUAAAUAAAUAUUUAUGUCUAUUUGUAGGCCAAAGCAUUUGAAUCUAUACAUAACUGAUUUGAAUUUCAUCUUAAAAAAUUUAUUCCAACACUUGAUGUACAAUUCAUUAAUAAGAUUUUGCUAUGUUGGCUAAACUAGGCCAGCUAUUUUUUAAAAACAUGAUAAUGUUAGUUAAAUUUUGUUAUUGUUAAUUUUUAAUGCUGUACUCACCAGGUGUUUGGAUGUUAACUGAAAGCUAAGCAAAAACAAACACAUUCAGACAAAUUUUUUAAAACUUUGAGGUAAAUACAAAAAUAUGUUAUCAAGAAUUAAGGAGAAAAUAAGCAUAUUUGAUCUUAUAUAGCAGUUAUAAAGUUAAAAUCUGCAACAAAUUACAUUUUGUGUGACUAAAUUGUUAAACCCUACCCCUUUAAUGGUUCACCUGAGACUAAUCAACCAAAGCCCUCCCCUUUACACAGAUAUUUACACUGGCUUUUUUUGGUAUAGAUGUUAUAUUUAAACCACAAAAGUUGUACCAAUAGACAACAAACAAAAUACUUAUAUAUAUAGAAGCCUGAAAUGUAUUUUUAUUAAUAUGAUGUGUUAACUUGCAACAGACUUUUCAAACUUUGAAACAUUUUCAACAAUAAUAAACUUAUUACUAUGAAUGUUCAUGCAUUUUUUAUUUAUUAACUUCUCAUGCAUGUUUGAAUUGUUUUUUUUUCUAAUUUCCUUAUACAUAAUUGCACUUUUUUAAUAAUUGUACAUAAUACCCUUCCAAUUCUUGUGAUAAUUAAUAUUUCACUUACAUGUAACCAACAUGUUAAAUUUUAAUUCUCCCCCUUCUCUUUUGUUUGUUAAAUUUCUAUUCUUUUAAAAUAACAUGCUUUUGUGCUGAAUUUUGUUUUUCGUAAACUGUGUAAAAAAUGUCUUUUUUUUAAAAAGCUGUAAUUGUGUUCUGUUUUGUUGGUAAAGAAAUGCUUUUUGAAUGAAGUAAUUUAAAUACAUGAUAGAUUUCAUCAAUUGAUAUGCACAAUUGAGUAAUUUAAUAAAAACACAGUUAUUGUCAGCAAGGUCAUAUUUCCCCUUUACAAAAUUUAAAACUGUUUUUUUUAUUCCAAUUGUUAUAAGAAAUUGAUUCCCUUCUGCCGCACCUAAUUGCGUUUUAAUAUUCCUUUUCUAGCAAUCUGUUUUUGUUCAAAUAUGAUGUCUCCAAAAAAAAUUGUGUAUAUUUCUAAUAAUUAUUAUUGUAUAUGUAUGCAAAGCACUUGGAUAUAUUUCAUCUAGUUCAGGCUUGUGUUUCAGUUGUGUCAUUGUCUUGAAAGAUGUUCCACUUUGACAAUUUAAAAAUUUGUGUCGUUUUAUAAUCAAAGAGAAUAAAUUUAUGUGUUGUAUUUAAUAAAACAAUUUAAACAUUAUACCUUACUAAGCCACUGUAUUAUAUCAUUUUAUAUUUAAAGUGUAUUUUCUCAAAUUCAGUGUAGGCAUAUAACCAAUAUUACAGGUAAUUUAUAAAUGGUAGUAUUUUAAAGCUACAAAUAAUUAACACUUUAUUAUUGACUAUUAAUAUUAUAUACAUGCUUGGUAUACAUCCUGAAAUAAAAGAUAGUUUGUAAAAAGUGUUUUAAAUAUAUGGAACUGUAAUGAUAGGUAGAUAUAUGCUAGGUCUGUUGAUCACAUUAAAGCAAAACACUGAAAGGUUCAUUGCAUGAAAACUAGCAGCCUGAAAACUGAUUGCUUGAAAUAAAUAAAAGCCAGAAAGUCUAGCAAUGUAAGAUUAAGUGAGCCUGAGACAAAUGGUAGUAACUGUUCCUUAUUGCUAUUUUUAAAAAUCAAUUUUCAAAGAUAUUGCUAUCACCCCUUACCAGAUCAUGGUGGAUAUUGCAUCCUUUAAAAAUUUAAUAAGCUUAGAUAAAAUUAAUUCAGGUUGGUGUGUGCAUCCAGUGUCAUAUGUUUUGCUAUAGUAAA
Physella acuta is the source of this 9380-nucleotide messenger RNA. Its product is annotated as voltage-dependent calcium channel type A subunit alpha-1. The record is from RefSeq and is a predicted model, not a curated record. NCBI's taxonomy places the organism in Eukaryota, Metazoa, Mollusca, Gastropoda, Physidae. Gene Ontology annotation, molecular function: calcium ion binding; high voltage-gated calcium channel activity. Gene Ontology annotation, biological process: chemical synaptic transmission; calcium ion import across plasma membrane. Gene Ontology annotation, cellular component: voltage-gated calcium channel complex; membrane.